UUGUUUUAUAAUUAUAUGUUACCUUUCGAUUAAAACUGGCAACUAAUUUUUGAACUAUUAUUUAAAAAUUUAUUUAUUUUUAAAAACCAUCCUUAAAAAUAUGUCAUCCAUAAUUGUCGGUUUGGAAUUCCAAGUCCGCUUAUCAGUUGCCUUCGUCCUGCGGUUUUACCUCAAAUUAUUCUCAAUUAACUCGCGUUUAAGCAUAUUUCCCCCAGAGAUCCCAGGUACAGGAUAUUGGAAUACCCUUUGAGAAUAAGAAAUCCCGAAAAACGAUCCUGAAACUGUAUUACGCAAUAAUAAAAACUGUCAACGGUUGGCUGGACUGGAUCAUUGAUACAUUUUCAGGUAAUAACCCAGCAGACUCCGAAAAGAUCAAUGGCUGGAAAUCCCUGGGGAUUUCCAGGCGUCUCUACCAUUCAUAAAACCUGAAACACGUGUUGGCAAUUACCUGGAUCCUGUUCAUCCGAUCCUAGGUAGGGAUUUAGGCCAGGUACUUCGCAGGAUGAAUGAACGGGACAGGCACUGCCUUUAUAAGACAAAGAUCCUUCGCCAGGACAAUCAGAACCGAACCGAACACCAACCUAGGCACUUCGUACUACAAUUCAAAAGAGCAAAAUGAUGUUAAGGACAUUCGUUGGCAUUAUCCUGUUGCUGAGUUUCUGGAGUCAACGUGCGCAGGGCGCCGUUAUUGCGUCGCAGGACCUUCGUGUGGAGUCUCUCAGCCAUCCCGAAUCCCUGCCAGAACGCUACCAAAGGAUCGCCCAGUGCCGAAAGCUCUGCUAUCGCGAGUCCUUGCCAGUGAUAACGCCGCCGUUCCUCUGCCGAUCCCGGCCAGAGUGCUACAUGUGCCACGACUACUGCCGAGUCCUGGUCGUGGCCCAACGGAGCCUGGCCACUUCCAUGUGCGCCGAUCGGGAGUUCUGCACUCGCGGCUGCCGGGUGGCCUGCUCCUACCAUCACCUCUGGAUCCACCAGCACCAGGACGACAAUGCGAUCUUCAAGGAGUAGACUUCAAGGACGUAGUCAACAAAUUCAAAUCAACAAAUUAUUUAUCUGUAAAUAGCAAUCUUAUGACUUAGUAUAUUAAAUGUACAGCUUACUUUAGAAAUUAAAUAAAAAUAUUUGAACUUUAAACAAA
Drosophila ananassae is the source of this 1138-nucleotide messenger RNA. RefSeq lists its product as uncharacterized. NCBI's taxonomy places the organism in Eukaryota, Metazoa, Arthropoda, Insecta, Diptera, Drosophilidae. The record is from RefSeq and is a predicted model, not a curated record. The coding region runs from base 616 to 1008 and encodes 130 amino acids. The transcript has a single exon.